Messenger RNA from Melampsora larici-populina 98AG31, 741 nucleotides. RefSeq lists its product as uncharacterized. The record is from RefSeq and is a predicted model, not a curated record. Gene Ontology annotation, molecular function: nucleic acid binding; zinc ion binding. The transcript is spliced from 6 exons. Bases 1 to 741 code for a protein of 246 amino acids. Lineage: Eukaryota; Fungi; Basidiomycota; Pucciniomycetes; Pucciniales; Melampsoraceae.
AUGUUUCCAAUCUCUACUUCGAUCAUCCGAUACGCUGAUCUUAAUUUAACAGUGGGUCACAUGGCUGCCGCCUGUCCCAAAGCCGGAACUCCCAGCUGCUACAACUGUGGAGCCGAUGGUCACAUCUCUAAAGAUUGUUCUAGCGCCCCCGUUCCUAAGAAUUGUUACAAUUGUGGCGAGAGCGGCCAUAUUACACUCAUUGACCUUCCCUUCAUUGACGCAUACAAUUUGGUUUCUAGAGCCGUGAUUGUCCUCAACAGUAUCAUGGUAACUCCGGUGGUGGUGGUGGCCGCGGUGGCGGAAACGGUGGUGGUCCUCAAUGCUAUAAAUGUGGUAAGGUUGGCCACAUCUCUCGCACUUGCACUCAAGCUGGCGAAAAUUCAGGUGGGAGCUACGGAGGCAAUUAUCAAUCAGGACGCGGUGGUGGUGGCUACAACAGUUUCAACAACGGUUACGGUGGUGGAGGCGGUUCCACCAAAUCCUGCUACACAUGUGGUGGAGUGGGCCAUCUAUCUCGAGACUGCGUUCAAGCACAAAAAUGCUUCAAUUGCGGUGAAGUCGGUCACGUCAGUCGAGAUUGCUCCCAACCCCAAUCAAAGACCUGUUACAACCCUUGGCUGUGAGACAUCAAUUCUUGAGCUAAUCGAAGCAAAACCUCACCUCCCCUCUCAGUGCGGUGAAGCUGGACAUAUCAGCAAGGAUUGCCCAACUGCACCUUCUGGCGAUACUACUGCUGCUUAA